AUGGCGACUUCUACCACCACCAACACCACCACCACCCAGCACAAUGGUGCCAGCAGCAGCACAAGCAGAAGCAAAACGGUGACCACCCUCCCGCCGCGCCCACCAUACGAUGCAGAGCUGGCCGUGGUUCGUGAUACCUACCCGCCGUUCGGGCCCAUCACCAACGACUUCAUCGUCGCGCUGCACAGCGACCCCGACGGCUACGGACCGCUGCCCACCGCGUCCGGGCUGAUUGCCGGCCGGCCCAUCACCCAUUGCGAGUACGAGGUGGCCAGUCUCAAGCCCGACGACCCUCCCGUCACUCUAUCCGUCUUCUCACCUUGCACCUCUACCCCUACCCCCGAUGGCUCCUCCAGUGCCGGCCCCCUCCGGCGGCCCUGCAUCUACUUCAUGCACGGCGGGGCCAUGAUAUUCCUGAACCGGCUCUUUGGCCUCGAGCAGCCGCUGGAAUGGGUCAUGGAGACGGGCUGCGUGCUCGUCAGCGUAGAGUACCGGCUGGCGCCCGAGAACCCCCAGCCCGCCGCCCUGCACGACUGCUGGGCCGGCCUCCUCUGGCUGCACGACACGGCCGCCGCCGCGCGGCUGGGCAUCGACACGGACCGCAUCAUCGUCGCCGGCCAUUCCGGCGGCUCCUGUCUGGCCGCCGGCCUGGCCCUGCUGGCGCGAGACGCUGCGCUCGCCGCGCACCCAACGCCGGGGCUCGCGUCGUCGGGCUCCUCCGUCCCGUCCAGAACGGCCCCCAUCCGCGCCCAGCUUCUCGGCUGCCCCAUGAUUGACGACAGAAACGACACCGCCAGUGCCCGACAGUACCACGACGGUGGCGAGCCGUGGGACGGCAAGAGCAACGCCGCCGCGUGGGCCGCCGUGCUGGGGAACCGCGGCGACGACUACGGGCCGGGCGUCAGCGAGUACUUUGCCCCGGCGAGAGCGGCCAGCUUGGCCGGCCUCCCCGAGGCCUGGGUCGAUGUCGGCUCCGCCGACCCGUUCCGCGACGAGGCCGUGACCUAUGCCAGCCGCCUGUGGGAAGCCGGCGUGCAGGCCGAGCUGCACGUCUGGCCUGGCGGGUUCCAUGGCUUCGACGUCAUGGCUCCUGACUCUGUCCUGGGCAGGCGGGCUAAAGAGGCCAAGCUGGCAUGGAUCAAACGCAUAUUUGCCGCCCAACAUGAUCAAAUGAACAAAUCCGAUGUUUAG
Molecule: messenger RNA, 1191 nt
Organism: Akanthomyces muscarius
Lineage: Eukaryota; Fungi; Ascomycota; Sordariomycetes; Hypocreales; Cordycipitaceae
Exons: 1
Coding region: 1-1191 (396 amino acids)
Molecular function (GO): hydrolase activity
Source: RefSeq, a predicted model, not a curated record